AUGAUGUCCACUGACCGAGAUGACCUUGAGCAUUUCACCGCCGAGGUGAAUGGCGAGGUGUCAGAUCGCCCCAUGCGUAGUGUCAUUGACACCAGAAUUCGAAGCUUCUACAACGCGAUCGAUAGAGGAGACUGGGACGCAGCCAAGGGUUACCUGAGAGAGGACGCCAAGCUCGAUGACCAAGAGGAAUAUCAAAGCACUGUCUUCAAGCUCCUAGUCGUCGAUAGGGGCAGAGCUACUUGCUAUUUGGAGGCUUUCUGGAUUGAGACAGUUUGCGAAAAUGAGGUUGCAGCCAAGGCUGCACCGGAGUUCGAGCGAGCACGCAUGGUCUGCAUCUUUGAUGUGGACGAGAAGUGCCUCAUCAGACGUAUCGAGUUCCGAGACACAGAUCAAGAGACCAUCACCACAGGCGGCGGCCUCAAAGAAUUGAGACACGCUGCAAAGGAGUCUAAGAAGGACGUCGUGGUCAUGAAGGAGAAUUUCGGGUUUUAG
This is a messenger RNA of Colletotrichum costaricense, 492 nucleotides long. RefSeq lists its product as uncharacterized. NCBI's taxonomy places the organism in Eukaryota, Fungi, Ascomycota, Sordariomycetes, Glomerellales, Glomerellaceae. The transcript is spliced from 2 exons. The record is from RefSeq and is a predicted model, not a curated record. The coding region runs from base 1 to 492 and encodes 163 amino acids.